UGUUUCAUGUUUAGUAUCUGGAGUAGAGCAAGAAAAAUUAUUAUGCCUGUGUUCCCUUGGGACUCCUUGGAAAUUGUACAGUGACAUCUUCUGGGAUUUAGUCUGGUAAAGACGUACGUUCCCCUGGUAUACAGGGAAAGCUGUACAUCUGUAAAGCAUUGUCGCUGCCGUAAAAAGGAGUGUGCGGACUGGUGCCUAAAAUGGAAGUAGAUAUUAAUGGAGAGUCCAGAAGUACCCUGGCCACCCUGCCCUUCCCCGCGGCCGAGGCGAGCUCUCCGGCCAAGGCGGAGGCCGAGAAGCCCCGCUGCUCCAGCACCCCCUGCUCCCCGAUGCGGCGGACUGUGUCGGGCUACCAGAUCCUCCACAUGGACUCGAACUAUCUGGUUGGCUUCACGACUGGUGAGGAACUCCUGAAGUUAGCCCAGAAGUGCACGGGAGGCGAGGAGAGCAAGGGAGAAGCCAUGCCUUCCUUGCGCUCCAAGCAGCUGGAGGCAGGACUCGGCCGGUCCUCUCGCUUGUACAAAACCAGAAGUAGGUACUACCAGCCCUACGAGAUCCCGGCUGUCAAUGGCAGGAGGCGAAGGCGGAUGCCCAGCUCAGGAGACAAGUGCACUAAAUCCUUACCUUAUGAACCGUACAAGGCCCUCCAUGGGCCUCUGCCUCUCUGUCUUCUUAAAGGUAAGAGGGCUCACUCCAAAUCUCUGGACUACCUCAAUCUAGAUAAAAUGAACAUCAAGGAGCCCGCCGACACGGAAGUGCUCCAGUACCAGCUUCAGCACCUCACCCUCCGAGGGGACCGUGUGUUUGCUCGGAGUAACACAUGAGCACUUGCAGAGCGUCUCACCCAGUUUAGGCCGACCGGCGUGGGGUAGAAAAACCCGCUGUCUACUCUGUACAUGACUCUUCACGUUAUAGAUGGUUAUAUCAGCUAAGCGUGGCUGGAACAUAACAAUUGUUUGGAUCCAAUUUCGAAUACAGGAAGGAAAUCACAGGUACUUGGGGGGGGAGGUCAGUCUAGAGCACUGCAAAGAAAACAGAAUGUUGACCAUUAGUUUGUAUAGCUUUUUAGCUAGGGGAAAAAAGGCUUUGGUGCAGUAAUUUCAUCUUUAUGAUUCUGACGCUCAAAUUGGGAAUGUUAUCUGCUUGGGUGUUGCUGACUUGAUCCAUUAGAAAUUUAUAUCUUAAGUAUUCAAGUACUUCUUGAAUCUCUGUAUUUUACUAUAAGCUGUAUGUAAUGGUUUGUUUUAUGAAAUUUAGAACUUGAACAUUGCCGAAUUGGACCACUUUUUAUUUUUAAAUAUUGAGUUUAAAUAUUUUAUAACUGGUUUUGCACUGAAAAAAAAAAACAAAAAACCUAACAUUUCAGAUUAAGAGAAUAAUCUUUCUUCACUUGCCUCAAUAAUACUAUUGAGCAAUGAAUUUUUUUAUUUCCGCAUGGAAAGUUAUUGAUCUCUAUGGCUGUAAAAUAUUUCUUUAUAGCAUUAUUAAAGUGUGUCUUAAUAAAAUUAAAUUUGGGAUACAAAGUAUUUAUUUUACAAUGGGCGGGUGGGGGAAGCUUUUCCAGAAAGCUUCCAAUGUGGAGUUUUCCUAAGUUGAAAACGUUUCCUUAGUGCAUAUUUUCUAAUUUAAAAUUCAUCUGGAACUUUAAAAUGGAAAGGAUUCUUUUAAUUGUGGAUUAUAGGCAUCACACUGUUUGCAUCUGAAUUUUCUGUGAGCGAAUUGGACUUGAAUAGAGGAGCUCCUGAUUUCUACUCCCGAAUGCCACACUAAGGAUCGAGCGACACUGUUCAGCAUGGCAUCAGGUCAUUUCAGUUUUAGUUCCCGUGCAGCGUGAGCACUGAGCGCAAGUCCAGUUUCUGGGAUUAGUGCAGGAGCCUAAAGUGCUUCUGCAGUUUUAAUGGGUUAAUCCUGGAUUACUUAACAAUUUAUGUCAAUUGCACUGGUUUAAUUUGUUGCUAAAGAAAUAAUGCCCUAGCUUUAGUAACAAAUACAGCUCAACUAUUCUUGAAUAGAUUUUGAAACAAACAAAAAAAUGUAUGUAAUUUACCUUUUGUAAACGUUUCUAUUUUAUUCCCCUUUUUUUGGACUCUUGAAGGUGCAAUUUAUUACCAAAUUGGCAUUUCCAGCAGCAUAGAAUUGCUCGUUUUCAGUUUUAUUUUUGGAGGGGGGGCUGUGAGUUUCUUAGGUGUUUAGCAAUUUUGCUUAUAGAAUAAGAACACCUCUUCAUUAAUGAGUGGGUCAUUCCUGGUGCAAUUGUGGUUUGUCUUUAGCCAGGAUGAAUGACAAACUUUCUUUAGAGCAGAGUAAGUAUAAGAAAACUCUAGCAAACUGUUCAUCCACAUUUAUUAUGUGUUCACUAAGGCAAAUGAAAGAGCCUUGAGGAAGCUGGCUGUGUCAGUUACUGAGUUGGUCAGAUUUCUUGACGGGGGUGGAAAUUUUCAGCUGUUGUAUAUUUUAAAGUAAAUUGCACCUUUGUAACAUAUUGUAUCAACGAAUGAUCACUAAGAUUAACUAUAUCUCUACAGUCAUUAGUUUGACAAGAAAUAGAAUCCUGUCAGAUGCCAAAGAGUUGGGAUUUUUACGUUUAAUGAUUAAACCCCGUUAUUUAUUGAUGAUUUACCCUGUGGAACUGUAUUAUUUCUAAUUAUGAAAUAAAAGGGUGAUGUAAACA
This is a messenger RNA of Tupaia belangeri chinensis (Chinese tree shrew), 2671 nucleotides long. It is a transcript of the gene MACIR, whose product is annotated as macrophage immunometabolism regulator. Lineage: Eukaryota; Metazoa; Chordata; Mammalia; Scandentia; Tupaiidae. The transcript has 3 exons. Bases 201 to 824 code for a protein of 207 amino acids. Gene Ontology annotation, biological process: negative regulation of cytokine production involved in inflammatory response; negative regulation of fibroblast migration. The record is from RefSeq and is a predicted model, not a curated record.